This is a messenger RNA of Topomyia yanbarensis, 2901 nucleotides long. RefSeq lists its product as uncharacterized. Lineage: Eukaryota; Metazoa; Arthropoda; Insecta; Diptera; Culicidae. The coding region runs from base 1 to 2901 and encodes 966 amino acids. The record is from RefSeq and is a predicted model, not a curated record. The transcript is spliced from 4 exons.
AUGGAUAUACCUGCGCGCUUAUCCGAUCCAGCAUGUCUGGUUUGCAAAGACCCAAAACAUCGGGUGAAAAACUGCGGUGUGUUUGCCAAGAAGACGUUGGACGAACGCUGGAAGACCAUUCAGGAGCUCAGACUUUGCCGUAUAUGUUUGGGAGCUCAUGGAAAGCGACCGUGCCGAAUCCGCACGAAGUGUGAGAUCGACGGAUGUCAGCUUCGACAUCAUUCACUGCUACACUCAAAGCAGACACCGAGUGCACUUGUGCCAAAACAAGAGAAGCUCGAACCCAAACCAUCAGGAUCUGAUGCAGUUACUAAUCAUCACUACGCUGGCAAGGCCGCACUCUUUCGAAUUAUCCCUGUAGAGCUGCAUGGAACCAACCGUUCGGUGUCAACUUACGCGUUCUUGGAUGACGGGUCGUCACGGACGCUGGUCGACGAAGAUAUUGCGAUACAAUUGGGCGUCACAGGAGAUUCGCUCCCACUGUGUCUGCAGUGGACGGCUAACAUGAAACGAAUCGAGACCAAGGGCGUGGCACACCGUGGCACAUCGUUGUACAUUGCGGCACGAGCUACCACGCUGUUUCGGAUUGCGUUGAAGAUUCGUGGAGAAGCCGAAGUGACAAAGUUCACGCUGAACGAUGUGCGCACUGUGAGUAAGCUGGACCUACCACGGCAAUCCCUGCGAUACGCGGAGUUGGCUGAGUCGUUCCCAUAUUUGAAAGGUCUUCCGAUCAAAGAUUACGAGAACGCAUUGCCUCGUAUUCUUAUCGGUAACGACAAUGCUCACGUGACUGCUAUGCAUAAGAUACGAGUGGGCCAGCCUGGAGAACCGAUUGCGGCGAAGUCGCGGCUCGGGUGGACUGUAUACGGGAAACAAGAAAAAUCUGUGGAUCGCGCUCACAGUUUCCAUAUCUGUGAGUGUCAGGAUGAUCGGUCACUGCAUGAUCUCGUUAAACAGUUCUUCUCGGUGGAAAGUAUGGGUAUCGAGGCUGUAGGAUGUCCCGAAUCUCCGGAAGUACAACGUGCGAACAAUAUCCUUCAAAAAACUACGAAGCGUGUCGGUCAGCGGUUCGAAACGGGACUGCUGUGGCGGUAUGAUUGUUUCGAGUUCCCGGAUAGCUAUCCGAUGGCAGUUCGUCGAUUGCAGUGCUUGGAGCGACGAAUCUUGAAAGACCCAGUGAUUGGCGAGAGUGUCGUGAGGCAGCUUUCCGAAUACCAGGCGAAGGGGUACAUCCAUAAGGCGACCCCGGAGGAACUGGAGGAAGCGGACCCCAGACGAACUUGGUACCUUCCGUUAGGUGUCGUUCUAAAUCCGAAGAAGCCAUCGAAAAUCCGUAUAUUUUGUGAUGCCGCAGCCAAAGUAGAUGGCAUUUCGUUGAACACGAUGCUGUUGAAAGGACCGGAUCUUCUGAACUCUCUUCUGACAGUGCUCUUCGGAUUCAGGGAAAGACGGGUAGCCCUCUGCGCGGAUUUAAAAGAGAUGUUCCAUCAAGUAAAAAUUCGGCGUGAGGACCGUCACGCACAACGGAUGCUUUGGCGGGAUGACCCAAGCAUGGAACCCACUGUGUAUCUAAUAGAUGUUGCUACGUUUGGGGCCGCGUGUUCACCAUGCUCGUCACAACAUGUAAAAAACCGGAAUGCUGAAGAACAUGCUCAAGAGUUCCCAGCAGCUGCUGAUGCCAUAAUCCGGAAACAUUACGUUGACGAUUAUCUGGACAGUGCAGACAGCGUAGGGGAAGCGAUAAAAAUAGCGUUGGAAGUUAGGCACAUCCACUCCCUUGCUGGGUUUCACCUACGAAAUUGGUUGUCGAACUCCAAGGAGGUGCUGGCACGGGUCGGGGAAGACGACCCCGCUUCCGAGAAAUGCAUCCAGAUGGACAAGAAUUGCUCUAUGGAACGGGUACUUGGAAUGUACUGGAAACCAGAAGAAGACGUCUUCACGUUCUCAACGACACUAGCGAUUGAGACGAAUCGUCCUACGAAGCGACAGGCAUUGCAGGUCGUGAUGAGCCCGUUCCACCCGGCUGGACUACUAUGUUUCUUUCUCGUCCACGGUAAGAUACUAAUUCAGGAGGUAUGGAGAGCAAAAACCGAAUGGGACCAGCCGAUUCCGUUGGAAUUGAACGAGAAAUGGACCCGGUGGACCGCCUUGUUCCAAUAUCUGAACCAAAUACGCGUUCCUCGUUGCUACUUUCCCGAACAUUCGAUCAAGGAGGUCGUGUCGCUGCAGUUGCAUAUAUUCGUCGAUGCAAGCGAGGAAGCGUAUGCGUGCGUAGCGUAUCUUCGUGCAGAGUUCCCGGGCAGCGUUAUCAGAGUUGCGUUGGUUGGUGGCAAAGCAAAGGUGGCUCCUUUGAAGACGCUUUCUAUUCCGAGACUGGAACUGAAUGGAGCGGUAAUCGGAGUUCGACUGCGCAAAGCAAUCAUCAAUGGACACACGCUUAAGAUAGACAAGACGGUCAUGUGGACCGACUCCAAGAUUGUAUUGGCAUGGAUCAAUGCGGACCAUCGAAGAUAUCGGCAGUUUGUUGCAUGUAGGGUUGGCGAAAUACUGUCGAAAUCGGACGCGGCGAAGUGGCGGUACGUACCGAGUAAGAUGAAUCCCGCAGAUUUGGCAACCAAAUGGGGUGUAAGAGGACCCUGCUUCUCGGCGAAUAGCCCAUGGUUCGGAGAGUUUUUCCUAGGUGUGCCGGAAACACAGUGGCCGUCGGAAAUAAAUGCUGCUGAGGAGACGACCGACGAGGAAUUACGACCCUGUCUGGUAUACAGUGAAGUGAUUUUGAAGCCCGUCAUCAAUUGGGAACGUUUUUCUAACUGGACACGACUACAGCGAGCGGUUGCGGCCUAUCACGCAGCAGGAGCUGGCACUUGCAGAGUCAACCAUUUACCGACUGAUCCAAAGUGA